AUGACAUUGGAUUGCCGGAAUGAGGGCUUACUAAAUCAGUAUGGACAACACGUUGCACUGGAUUCUGAGAGGAUUCCCAGAAAUAAUGCUGUAGGUCAGUUUGCUGAGGCAUUGGCUAAAGCUUGGGCAGAAUAUAACAACCCGAGGGCAGUAGUUAUGGUUGUGGUUCAAGCUGAAGAAAGGAACAUGUAUGAUCAACAUUUGCUUUGUACCAUACUGAAAGAAAGAUAUCCUUUUCGUCGUUUAUAA
Messenger RNA from Ilex paraguariensis (yerba mate), 249 nucleotides. NCBI's taxonomy places the organism in Eukaryota, Viridiplantae, Streptophyta, Magnoliopsida, Aquifoliales, Aquifoliaceae. The record is from the annotation of a GenBank genome assembly.